Exaiptasia diaphana is the source of this 3277-nucleotide messenger RNA. Its product is annotated as ephrin type-B receptor 2. Bases 824 to 3277 code for a protein of 817 amino acids. Gene Ontology annotation, molecular function: ATP binding; transmembrane-ephrin receptor activity; protein binding. Gene Ontology annotation, cellular component: neuron projection. Lineage: Eukaryota; Metazoa; Cnidaria; Anthozoa; Actiniaria; Aiptasiidae. Gene Ontology annotation, biological process: axon guidance; protein phosphorylation. The transcript has 15 exons. The record is from RefSeq and is a predicted model, not a curated record.
UUCAGAUACUCAAUGAUGUUGAGAUGCUGGCAAGACAAACCCGAGGACAGACCUUCCUUUACAAUGAUAUGUGAUGAAGUCAACCAAUACUAUAACACAACCAAGGAUUAUAUCAACCUUGACGUGUUUGAAGAUGCUUUGUACGUCAACUUCGAUGUCCUUUAAAAAUAAAUGGACGGCUUGCAGAAAGUUUGGCAUAAUGGAGCAUCAUCUCAUAGCACACUCAUGGAAAAUUUGUAGAAUAAUUGUCAAAACACGAAAAUAGCUAGACUGACCUUGACUGCUCUUUCGAUGAGAACUACCCAUCAUCACAAUAACAUCUUAGCGCUCCCAGAUUCAGUCGGAAUGAAAUCCCAAUAAGUUUAACAUCACUGUAAUUGCAGCUUUCCUUCUAAGCUGCAAUAAAUCAAACUUUGAGUAAAAGUGCAUACAGUAUAUAGUAGGAUCGAGUAGCAAACUCGAGUUCACGCAUUCACAUGUGACAUACAAAGUUUUUGUACGGUUUUCCGUCAGUUUCAAAUCAAACAUAUCAAAGAAAACAUAUAUCUUAUUUUACGUAUUUGAUAAUACACAAAGGAAAUCUUACCUCUUCAUUAAUUGGUCUUAUGCAUCUCUUCAGUCAUUUCUCACUUUAUCCAAUCAUCACUCUGUUCUCCUUGUAUCUCACGCCGUAACCACAUACCAUGCAAGUCAUGGGCUUCCUGUGCCCUGUGCUACGGAAAUAACAGCAAUGCAUAAAAAGCUUCCGGGUAAAUCACUCACCGUCCAGUAAGAGCUCGUUUCUUCAUAUAUAACAGAUCCUAACGAAAGCUGAAAGGUAUUGAUGAUAGUGCAGAAUGAUUGCUUUAUGUUAUACAUUCGAUCAAUCUGUUUUGAAAAUCUGCUGGGAACAGUCUUGAAAGAAGACUAUAAUUUGAGUUGUUUGUUUGUUACCAUGAAGUGCAUGUAUACUUCAAGCUUUAUUCUCGUACUUAUCUUCAUGGCAUGUAGUGAAGCUGGAAAAGAUACUAUUACUGAAGUGCCUAGCAUCAAGAAUUCACAGUCUAAAUGGAAAUGGUCUUGGACCGGCCAGUGGGAUCGGAAAGAUGAUGGAAAACCAUUUUAUCAACUAUGUGAACCCUCAGAUAGUAAUACAAACAAGUGGAUAAGAAGCAAUGUGUUCCUGGUUGGUGAUGCAAAAAGAAUUGAUGUUACUGUUGAAUAUGCAGUCACUAAAUGCUCUAGUGUGCCGUCUCUACAGAACUGCAAGGAAACACUAAACCUUUAUGUUUAUAAGACUACAACACAGCAUACAUCCGGCGGUAUUAAUACCAUCCCGGAGCCUUGGAAGCAACCCAAUGACUAUCAGGUUUUCGGAAUCACGUCUGCAGCCAUUUUAAGUAACGGAAUUCCAUCUCGAAGUUUUCCGAAUACCGAAACACAUUCUUUUCUUACAAGCACUUCCACACCGUAUCAUUACUUUGCUGUACAAUAUCGAGGAGGAUGUUUCGACUUGUACGGUGUCACCAUCAGUUACUUGGUCUGUCCAUCAAUAGCUCUUCCUACUGGUCUUGUCCAACUGCCACGAACUAUAGCCCCAACUAAUGGUACAAUUCUGAUACCAGGCACAUGUGCAGAGAAUAGUCAGCUAUUGGCUAACAAUGCUACCUUAUAUGGGCACUGUCAAAGUAACGGUGAAUGGAGCAGUGAUGCAGCAAGUGGCGGGUGUUUGUGUAAAGCUGGUUAUGGAAGGUACUUCAAUGGAUCUGGUGCAGUGUGCAAAGAUUGUCCAUCCGGGACCUUCCAAUAUACACCGAGUGAAAGCUCAUGUAAAGCUUGUCCAUCAAACAGUGUACAGGAUGUGGGCAAAAAGAAGUGUAGAUGUAUCACUUCCUUUUAUAGAACCAAGGAUGAAACCAUAUUUGACAAUUGCACCGCACAACCAUCUGCACCUCAAGAUAUCAGGGCAACAUUUCUAAAUGCAACCUUAGCUGUCAUAGAAUGGAAGACACCUUCCCAUCUCGGUGGAAGAUCAGACGAGUACUAUGUAAUCGAAUGUAAAAAGUGUAAUAAUGAAGUCACGACAUGCAUUAAUAGUUGUGAGGGUGCCGAAGUCAUCCACUUUCCAAAAGAAACAAAUAGCGCCACUGCAAAAAAUCUCUCUMCCUACACWUAYUACCARWUCAAAGUGUUUUCAAASAAUGGAGUCACAYAUUUAGCAGAGAAGAAUGGCGAAAAGCCAAAGUACGCAACAUUACUACAAAGAACAAGUGAAUCCAUCCCUGGUCCACCAUCUUUGAAAAUAACAUUCAUGAGUUCCACUUCUGUGCUUGUGAGAUGGACGUUGACACAGAAAAAUGGAAUAAUAAUUUUCUAUCAAAUCAGCUACUAUCCUGUUGCAGACGAGUCAAAUAAAUACCUCUUGAACACUACUGAAAGCAGCAUCGCCAUCACUGGACUUACUAUGGGAAUAGAAUACUACAUCAAGGUUCGAGCUGCUACAAAACGAGGUUUAGGACGUAUCAGUAGUAAAAAAGUCACCAUGAAUCAAGGAGGAGCAACCAGUGACAAAGGUAGUUACGUCAAAACAUCGGCUGAUGUUACUGUUCCUGUCCUUGCGUCAAUGCUCGCUGUGGCUCUUUUGGUUGUUGCUGUCCUUAUUGUGGUUUAUAUACUGCGAAGAAGAGGAAUAAUGAUGAGACAAAGCAACUCUGAAGAGAAAGAAGGCCAUGCUCCUGUUGGCAAGGCAUACGACCAAGCAAUUAUUCUUGGUGAUUUCACUGGAGAAAGCACUGAUGAUCUUUAUGCUUUCGUCCUUGAUGAAACCUUAUGGGAAGUACCAAGAAAAAACCUAUCAGUUAUCAAGAGACUUGGUAGUGGAAACUUUGGUUGUGUUGAUAAAGCAGCGGCUAUUGGCUUGUAUGGAUGCCCUGCCCAGGUGACAGUUGCUGUGAAGACUCUCAAAAAGAAUGUAGCAGAAAAGGAUAAAGAAGACUUCUUCACCGAGCUUCGCCUGAUGAUGAGACUGGAACUCCACCCUCAUGUUGUUAAACUAUUAGGGUGCUGCACGAAGUCUGAUGGCCCAAUGUGCAUUAUCCUUGAAUAUUUGCCCUAUGGAGAUCUCCUUGGCUACUUAAGAUACUCAUUGAUGUUAAGAUGCUGGCAAGACAAACCCGAGGACAGACCUUCCUUUACCAUGAUAUGUGAUGAAGUCAAUCAAUACUAUAACACAACUAAGGAUUAUAUCGACCUUGACGUGUUUGAAGAUGCUUUGUACGUCAACUUCGAUGUCCUUUAA